Rhododendron vialii is the source of this 1026-nucleotide messenger RNA. RefSeq names its product ankyrin repeat-containing protein BDA1-like. The transcript has 3 exons. Gene Ontology annotation, molecular function: protein phosphatase regulator activity; protein phosphatase 1 binding. The record is from RefSeq and is a predicted model, not a curated record. Bases 1 to 1026 code for a protein of 341 amino acids. Gene Ontology annotation, cellular component: plasma membrane. Lineage: Eukaryota; Viridiplantae; Streptophyta; Magnoliopsida; Ericales; Ericaceae.
AUGAUUUCAUAUCCCGAUUUUGUUAAUGAUGUUGAUAGUGGUGGCAACACCAUACUGCAUUUAGCUAUUUUUGGAAAUGAGAUGAUCAAGCAUGUGCUUAGUAGCAGCAAAAUAGAUGUGAAUGCAGUAAAUAACAGUGGGCGAACGGCGCUGGAUAUUCAUGUCCUAGCAGGAGGAAAUCCAACAGCUUCGGAGAUUCAAGACAUCUUACUUAAUGCCGGGGCCAAAAGACGCGAACAGACUACUGUAGAGGUUGGGGUUGAGGUUAAGGAGCUUGAGCCUAAGUGGCUGAGUAAGAGAAGGGAUACAUUUAUGGUUGUAACUUCACUGAUUGCGACCAUGGCAUUCCAAGUUGGGGUGAACCCGCCGGGCGGUGUUUGGCAAGACAGUUCAGCAGGACACAUAGCCGGGAAAGCUGUACUUGCUGAUACCAACCCCUCUGCGUACUACAAAAUAAUGGUUGCAAACACGCUUGGAUUCCUUUUGUCUCUAAGUACAAUCUUACUAAUCAGUUUUACUUUGCCAGAGCCACAAAGGGCUUAUAGAUGGACCCAAGCUUCGAUCACAUGGUUGACGUUCAUGUUGCUUAUUUAUACUUACAUAUCUUCUGUCAAUGGUAUGGCACCGGAGAAGGGCUAUCGUGGGUUGAUUCUAACGGAAGCCAUUAUAUGUACUACUAUUCUGUGGAUCAUUGUGAUGCCAAUUUUAUUGUUGCGCAGGAUUUUCAAGGUCGGCAGAGGUAGCCACCCCUUGUAUUCGAAGCUGAGAUUAACUAAACUUAAGAAAUUGUUUGGUUUUCCAAAUAAUGUAAGAGGAGGUAUGAUCGUAGAGUUCUUAGCACUCGCAACCAGGCCGGACUUAUCUGCUCCAUUCGGUGUUCUAAAGACGUUCAACUUUAGAGAGAAAAAGCUACCUCAAAAGAUGCGAACCUUUAUGGUUGCCGUUCACCCAUGCGCAACGGAGAACAAGUUUUGGUCCCACAUUCCCCGUUACUCAUGGGCUCCGACAAUGCCCGGGUUCGUAUAA